AUCAGAUCAGGAAGCUCCCGAGUCCACUCAGUAGCUCCCCGUCACCCCGUGGGCGCCAAUUCCACUCUCUCGACCGAGGACCGAGCCGCAGAAGAGGGACUUGAGCUCGGCGCGCUCGUCGUCCCGCGACCGAACAUCCUCCAAAACCAAAAGAAUCCCCGCUCCAUCCGACUCAGCCCCCGAGCGAUCUCGAAUCAGCCAGCGACAGACCCAAAAUGGUCAAUAGGAUCCUCUUCUGGACGGGCUUCGGCCUUGUCGUCCGCUUCUGGCAGCUAGGCAUCGAGAUGCGGCCAUUCUUCCACAGGAAAUCGCUGUGGGCGUAUCCCGUGUUUGGCGCCGUGGGCGCCAGUUUCGGGUACUGGCUGCAAGGGGUGGACGAGCGGCAGACCCGGUUGCUGCAGGAGCGGAAGCAGGCCAUCAUGGAGAAACGGGCGCGGCGGGCGCAGCGCGAGGCGGCUGCUGCGGCUGCCGCGCCGAGCGAGGCUGCUUCUGCCUGAGAAGGUUCCAUGUUUAACAGACCUACCAAGGGGCUCAGCGUCGGACGGGGUGGCGGCAAGGAGGAAUGAAGUUUAGGGGAUGAAAUCGAAGGCACUAUGCCGAUUUCACAAUUGGUUGGCAGGAAUGUCUAAGACGGUCGGCGAGGUAGAUUCAAGUGUACAAACCAUGUUUCUUCUUUUUUGGAUUUC
Molecule: messenger RNA, 686 nt
Organism: Thermothielavioides terrestris NRRL 8126
Lineage: Eukaryota; Fungi; Ascomycota; Sordariomycetes; Sordariales; Chaetomiaceae
Exons: 2
Coding region: 216-497 (93 amino acids)
Source: RefSeq, a predicted model, not a curated record